Molecule: messenger RNA, 2427 nt
Organism: Eimeria mitis
Lineage: Eukaryota; Apicomplexa; Conoidasida; Eucoccidiorida; Eimeriidae
Exons: 12
Coding region: 1-2427 (808 amino acids)
Source: RefSeq, a predicted model, not a curated record
AUGCUCACAGCAACUCUUUUCCUUACUCUGUGGGACCCCUCACGGUUAGUAGACGGGCAGUCGAUGGAGUUUGAGUAUAACAGCCAACCUUCAGAGGUCCCCAUAAUAUUCGAGGAAGAAAUGCAGGCUUCGCCGGAACUGCCACAGGAGCCCUCUACGUCCUAUGAGGCAACGGCGGGCUUCGAGGCAUCCCCUACGGUGAAUAGCGCUGUGGUGCCAGAUGCAGAACAGCAAAGCAACGGCGACUUCACUGAGACUCCACCAUCUCUGAUAGAAAUUGCAAGUAUGCAAGGGACCCCUGGAGGAGCAAAUGCAAGCCCAGCUCCUGGGGACGCCCGAGGACUGGAUGCGAUCGUUCCCUUUCUGUUGCCUUUGCGGCCCUAUGCGCCAAUUUUCUCCGGACCGGAAGGCUCCAUUGGAGUUUCUGGUGGGGCAGAAGAUGUUGGCGCGUUUUCUAUAGCUGGUAGCAGCGUUGAAACGUUAGCUGCGCCUCCUCGGUUUGCUUUUUACGGGCCGCAGAGCGAAGACCUGAGGGUAGAUGACUGUCAGCACUUCGACGCCUUCCUCGUCUCUCCUCUGCCGUCUUCUGUAGCUUCCAGGUUCAGCAAUUUCGUGCAAAAAGAGAAUGCACAGACAGACGGCAUGCCGUACUUGCACCACAUUCACGGACGACCCGCAGAGGACCCAGCAGAUGGCGAGGAGAACCCUCGUCUCGCGGUGGAGGGAGGCAAAGUGACGCCUCUUUGGUCCGAGUUCACAGAAGAGAACCCCGUAUUCCGCAUGGAUGAGGGAACAGUGACCCUGAUUCGUCUGGUAGCCCCCGUCAAGAGCGCCUACGACGCUAUGGCUUCCAUGAUGUUGAUGCCAAUCAUCGACGUGAACCUAGCCUACGGAGACGGGCUCGUCCUGUCUUACAAAGUCAGCGGCGAGGAGGGGAAGCAAGCAGACCACCAGCACCAGGACGAGACCCACCGUCCGGUGGCCGAGCUUCACGUUGUCUACAAGAGCUGCUUUGCUGUUGAAGGCGACAGCAGAGACCCCAUCUCUCCCAGCAAGAGCGGGGCCGCUUCUUGGACGCGUAGCGCCGCUGACCUGCCGUGGGACCCGAGCCUCGCUCCUUCUCCAACUGUAGCAGAGCUGCGGACGGUGACAGCGAAGGAAGGCGACCUGGUGGCCAAUGGGGUUGCAACGGAUCGAGUCGCAGCUGUACAGCCAACCACUCUGGUGUUUGACCCGUCGCAAGAAUUUGUCGAGAUGUACGCAUGGUGUCGCGGAUCCGCCGAUCUGCAAGUGAUGUAUCCUCUAUUGUACAACUACGUCGGAAGUAGCAAAAGAGAAGAAACAGAGACGGAGCAGUCGGUUAGUCUCGUCGCGUCGAAGCCAUCUUCUCACGUUGUUCUGAGGGAUGUGCUCCCCGGUUUAGAGGAAAACGUGCGCAGAUUCAUUCUUCAGUUUCAGUGCAAGUCGGAGGGGGAGUCGAUUGUUGGUAUGGACUUCUCCUUCCAUGGCUACAGAGAUGUUCAGAUUUUCCUGAAGAAGAAAUGCGUUGCCCCGGCCUCGGCGAGUCUUCGGGACCCAUCCUGCAGCUCUGGGGUUCUCAGCGAGGACGGGGCGGUUUGUUGCGCCGCCUCUUGCGGCUCGUGUGGUGGCGAUGGUUGUGAAGACCGAGAAGCGCAACAGAACACAGCAACUAAGGAGCUCCGAAUGGCUUUGGCGCUGCCUGAGGAGGCCCCUGCCCCUGCACAACGCUUUAGCUUGUUGUUGGCUCCUUUGUGGCUGAUAUGCUUCUGUCUCUCCAUUUUAAAGCUUUUCUUGUGGUGCCUCGUUGCCGGGGCCCUUGUCGUCUACGUCUUUACCGUCUGCUACGGAAUCCAAGUCAUGAAGGAACCCUUCCCUGUGGCGGCAGCUCCUUCUGCCUCUCAGCUGUUCAACACCAUCUUGUUGGUUGCUGGCCAUCUGCGGCAUCUGUACAAAACGCACGGCGGCUCCGUCUUCGCCGGGGAGGGUUUUCACUCGUACACUCCGUUUGAGGAGAGGGACGGGAAGGCGGCUGGCCGCAAGCUGAGUAGUAAAGAGGAUCCUUUCUGCCCUCCCGUGCGCUGGCGUGUGAGUGAGGAGCGUACCUCCUGCAUUCGUCUUACUUCCUUCAAGGCGAAAGCAGGAAGAGAAGCACACCCAAACCCGCAUCCCCCUGAGGUCAUUCGGCCUCUGGAGUUCUGCGACAUCGAAGCAGACGGUGCAGAUAUCCGCGACAGAAACGACCCCACAGACGACACUCUCUGGGAGGAGCCCCAAGGCGACUUUCAAACAGACACCUGGGCAGAAGACACCACCGCAAUCCUCGGUCCCCAGCAAGACGAGUACUCGAACCCGCAAGGCAGUCAGCACUACAGACAGUUCUCGGGGAACUCCUACGAGCCCUUUUGA